AUGGCAGCAGACAUGGCAGAGUUCCUUUGGAACAAGUCCUUAAAUGCUCUGCGAGAAGCACAAAGUGAAUUGUUCUUGCAACUAACUCUCGGUUCUCAUUUUCAAGGAAUUAAACAAGUCAUGGAAAGUCAAAAUAAGAAGAACAUAUGCUCAUCCUUGGCAUCAAGCAUCUGCGAAUCGCUUUAUGAGCUCAAUGAUGUACUUACCGAGUGCCGAAUCUUUGCUCAGCAAAGGAAAGCAAUCAAGAAAAACCGGCUACAUUUCAACCCUUAUACUGAGUACCGUUUUGUGCGUAAGAGGAAGAAGCAGUUGGUUAGUGUUAAGGAUAAGCUUGUUGAAAUGGUUGAACACUGGGAAGGACAAUUUAGUCCUCUCAGAAAUAUGCCACUGACAUUUAGCAACUGCAAUGCGCCCAAAAUUCCUGGGUUGAAUGAGCACAUGGCGAAAAUUGAGAACAUACUUUUCAAAGAUGGAUCGGACGAAUAUAAUGUUGGAUCCAAAGCAGUUGGGAUAUGUGGGAUGGGUGGCACAGGAAAGACCACACUUGCAAGGGAGGUUUUCAAUAGUGAAAAAUUGAGCGGACAGUUCUCAAAAAAAUUUUGGCUUUGCUUAGCAGACAUUCAGAGGAAUGAAAGACACAUGGUAAGGAGUGAGAUUCUUGGGCUGGUUUCGACAGUGUUAGCUGGUGAAGCUAUCGAUGACAGCCUGGACCCUUUAAAUCUCCUUUAUCAUGUAUUAAAUUUGAGGAAAUAUUUGGUUGUGUUUGAUGAUGUGUGGCCCUGGCAUGCUGAGAUCUUGGAUAAACAAACUUUGUCAGGGGGAUCAUCUGGGGCUUGCAAUGGUGCAGUCAUUAUCACGACUAGGCUGCCAGAAGUGGCUAGAAGGAUGGGAUGUGGGAACUUGAUUACCCUUCAGCCCCCGUUGUAUUGUGGGAAGGGAUGUGAGCGUAACUCAGACUGUGUGCAAAAUAUUGAGAGUAUACUGUGCAAAGGUGGAUUCAAGAUAAUUGGAAUAUCUGGGAUUGGUGGCACAGGAAAAACCACACUUGCAAGAGAGGUUUUCAAUGGUAAAAGUGUGAGCAAAGCGUACUCAACCAAGAUUUGGGUCUGUUUGUCAGGUAUCCAGAGCAAUGAGACAAAUAUUGGGAUUGAGAUUCUUAAGUUGGUUUUGAAUGAGUUGGAUUAUGAUACUGAUGAGUUAAUUAUGGACAAGCUUAAUAUGGCUGAGCUUUUGGGGACUCUUUAUCAUCUAGUAUCACAUGAAAAGUAUUUAAUCGUGUUUGAUGAUGUGUGGCCCUGGCAUGCCAACUUCUUAGCCGCAGAAAUGAACUCGGCUGGUGGAUUGCCUAGGGGUGGUGGCGGUGCGGUCAUUAUCACUACCAGGCUGCAGAAAGUGGCUAGAAGGAUUGGAGGUGAGAACAUGAUUCACUUUCAGCCCCCAUUGUUGAAAAGCGAGGAUUGUGGAAAGAUUUUUGAGGACACUUUGGGUAGUAUUACCACAUCAAAUGGAUUUGAUCAAGAAGCAUGGUACAAGAUUAAAUAUGAAAUAAUCGAGUACCAAUCUCAUGGCCUCCCAUUCGCUGCCAAGACACUAGGGGAAAUUUUUUCAGAUAAGAUCAGAAAUUCAGAAGAUUCUUCAGAGAUUUCUUGA
Molecule: messenger RNA, 1650 nt
Organism: Dovyalis caffra
Lineage: Eukaryota; Viridiplantae; Streptophyta; Magnoliopsida; Malpighiales; Salicaceae
Source: the annotation of a GenBank genome assembly